GUAAUAAAUAGCGUUCCAUACUUAAAAGCUGUAAAAGAAAAUCUUGCGUGAACACGGCGUUUGUCUCAAAUUUCAUCUAAAUACUAGCUCCUAGACAUAUACUACGUGUAUUUUGUUGCUGUAUUCUAAAAGAUGAAAGCAGAUAAAGCAGAAGCAAAAGACAACUCGUCGCUUGGAGAUGCCUCGAUGGAGAAGCGGAGGAGAAAGCGCCAUAAGAAAAUCAUACUUGAUGUCAGUCAGCAGAUCGAGUUUUACUUCAGCGAUGCCAAUUUGAGGAAAGAUCGAUUCCUGAAGCAAGAAAUGUCUAAAAAUAAAGAUGGAUAUGUUAGCGUGGAGACCAUAGCCAAUUUCAACAAGAUGUUAUCCAUGACUGAAGAUAGGAAGGAGGUUGUCUCUGCCAUUCAGCUUUCAAAAAUCCUCAAGCUCAGUGAUGAUCAGCUCUUUGUAAAGCGGACAGCACCUCUGGAGCCGCCCAAGUACGAUCCCGAUGACUGCACUGUAUAUGUAGAAUGCAUACCCAAGAAGGCAGACCAUGACUGGCUCAGGAAGACCUUCUCAUACUGCGGUAAAGUGUUGUAUGUUAGUCUACCCCGCUACAAGUCGACUUCGGAUAUCAAGGGGUUUGCUUUCAUUGAGUUUGAGUCUCCCACAGAGGCCAGCAGGGCUUGUCAGCUGUUAAACAAUCCCUCACCCAAUAUGAUGGACCGGGCCGGAAAAUUCCCCAAGAUGAGAGGAACGAAGAGGAUAGUGCCUUUAGAGUUUGACCAGAGCAAGGGAUUUUAUCCCAGUAGCAACCAGCCUCUUAGGGCUGCAGGUCAAGGACUUGAAAACUGCAGUGGUGGCAGGUUAGGAACCGAUGCAAAUCAGGCUAGUGGGAACAUGGGAAGAAGUGAUCUGAUGGGGAGGUUGUAUGGUGGUCAAGGAAAACAGAAAAGGAAAAUACAGUCUGAGGAUGGGGAUGGGGUUUCAGAUGGAAGCAAGAGACUGAAGGAUUCUUCUUCAGGCGAAGACAAGAACACCAGUGAUGGACCGAGGGAAUCGUCGGACUCACCGAAGGGGCUGAAGCGGAAGCGGAUGGUGGAACCUGACCUGGAGGGCCACACGUCUUCAAGAAAGGGUGCCUCUGUGAGUGAGAGUCUCAACGCGGACGAGGAAGCAGAUGGACAGGUGCCCAAGACUUUGCAGGAGGCCAAGAGGCGAAUGAUGAAGCGGAAGCGGAGUCUGAGCGAAGGAGACAUGUGGAGUGUCCGGGAGAUGGCAGAGGACGAGGAUGGAGACGGUGACGAUCCUGAUCUUUGCAGCAAGGCAAUGAAGAAACUGAGAGGCGAUGACGCAAGAGAUGCAGUGGGUGAAGGGGUGAAAGACGAGGAAAAGAAGAAGCGGAAUCGGAAGAAGAAAUUAAAGAAGAUUCAGGAGGAAGAGGAAACUCAUUUCCUUAGAGUCAUCUCAAAGAGAGAGUGGUUAUUACUCAAAGAGGAGUAUCUUGACCUCCAAAGGGAGAGUUUAGCCCAGAUGAAACAAGCCAAGAGAUCAAACUUUCCAAUGCCCAUAUUUAGAAAAGGAACUCAAACUGCCCCAAAGGUGUGUGAUAGCGAUACAUUACAGCCUAAGAAUGAAGAUCUCACCCAGUCUACGACCAACGAGCCUGCCUUUACUGCAGGGACCGUCAUGAAAUUAGAAUGCUUGCAAUCAGGGGUCUCAAGGAAAGAAGUUAAGGAACACCUUCAAGCCAUCUCGCCCGUUGCUUACGUCGAACUCCUUGAAGGUCACACGCAAGGGUUUGUAAGGUUCGAAUCCGCAGACGGACCUAAGGCUGUUCUUCAAGAUACCAACAUUGCCCAACUUGCUUCACAGCACCUGUCACUUUCUCUGGUUACGGGAGUCGCAGAAAAGGCAUACUGGGAGAAGCUCUCCCGUGAUCGACAGAUCAAGCUGGGCUCUAAACAGAAGAAGAAGAAAAAGAGAGGAGUGAAUAAGACUGCUGGCCGAUCGAUCACAGAGAAGGAGACGGCGCACAUCAGAUUCGAUGAUUAAGUCCGAAAAGAAAACUAAGAGGUGGAACGGCAAAGACUGGAUUUUACUCUACUCCUGUUUGGCGCUUGAAGAAUUUUGUAUGGAAUAACUUAGACUGUCUCAAUCAUUUCUUGUUUAUCAGUGAUAGGGAUCUGUGAUGUGAAGGAUAAGAAAUGAAUGUUUUAUUGGAUAAAUUUGACAUUUUAUUCAUUUUACACAAUUUAUUUUGAUCUUUUAGGGCACACAAUUUUCCUACUUUUUUAAUCAUUUUCCUACCACCCACCCCCUUUUGAUCCUUUGGAUUGGCAUGACAACUCUUUGGCCCGUAUUCUGAAGUCAGGUUUAACUGAGACCAUGGUCUAACUCUGUGCUAAAAUCAUGGAAAGCCUAAAACAUAAACAUUUUCCUUACAUUCCUGCUCUUUCCUAACUCGUGAAUAAUCCUUCUGAAACGUUAAGAAUAAUUUGAAAAAAUUGAGCUGAUACAUUGAAAUUUUACUGUUAUAGAUUGUCAUUAUUGGCUAUCUAUUGUGAAACUACAACUUUAAACCAGAGUUUAAAUUAAGCCUGACUUAGACUACGGGCCAAUGUAUUCAGAAAAGUUUUAUAACACAAGUGUAGAAAAUGCAUUUCAGUGAUAUUCAACCAAAUUCACCCAUAUCUGUAUAUUUAGGUUGAAUUUAUUCAACAAACGUCAACAAGGUCAUUUUAAGUGUUCAAAGUCAAUACAACUAUAAGGAAUGACAUUGGCUACUUAGAUAAAUGAGUUGCCUCUUCCCAUUAUUUAGGUAUGUUACAAAAAAAAAUUAAAAUCAUGGAAACAUCUUGAAACUUAUCUCAUUGAAUAGAGCUUGCAAAAACCUUUAAUUUGAUACAUUACUCAUCCCUAUAUGUUUUAGAUUAAGGAAGUUAUGCUAAUUUUAUACGCAAAAAUUUGCAUAUUGACACCGCAUUCAUUUCCUAUGUAGACGACCAAAAACUGUGAUCAAGAUCACGCUAUUGAAGAAUGAAAAUUGUCAUAACUUUCUUCAGGAUAAAGAAAUCCAUCUGACGUUUUUACCAUUAGUAGAGUGAAAUAUCUGUUACCAAAUACAUUUGUCUGUCUUGAUAGAUUAUUUUGGGAAAGACUGUUGAUACAUAAUUAAUGACAUAACAAGAUCGUUCGAUCGCCACUCACAGCAUAGUGCAAGUUCAUGUAUUAGUACGUAGCAUUCGGGUACAGCGUAGCCGUAGUGACCGUACAAGAGUUACUGCCAAUCCAUGACAUGCACCAAUGUCGCUUCAAAAAAUGAUAGUUGGAAUCGUCAAAUUUCGAUAAGAUUUCACAUGAGCACUAAUUAAAAGAUAAAUAAUCAUCCUAUAUACCUUUUAUCUGGGUCCAAUACCCCGGUCAUGGAAUUUGAACGGGUUGAACUUUCACUUCACUUUGUCUUCGUCGACUUAUCGCAAGCAUAAAUUGUCUCAAUAUAAAUCAGAUACCAAAUUGAAGAGGAAGUUUUCAACAUUCUCAAAAACUAGUAUCCGAUGUAUUAGAAGUACAUUUAACCACUGAGAAAGCUCCAUUUACAGGGGAUACCCGUCCAUCUCGCACCCAUAUGCACGCACACACAGUGACAGAAAUUUCGCUGCCGCGAUGCGGGGAUUGCGACAUACCUACAUUAUUAUCAUCUACCCUCCAAAUUUCCAUUAUGAGGUUAUAUACCCACGAUCGCAUUUUUGAAAAGUUAUACCAUCAUCUUCUGUUGUGUCCGAUAUUUGUUCCUUACAAAAUAUUUUACUUCUCGAUGUGAGGUUGCUUUUCUAUUUCAAGAGAGCCAACUUUUGAGUUAGCUACAUGUACAUGUCCAAGUGCCAAGAUAUGAGACAGAGUGUUUUUCUUCAUGAGUUGCCAUUCAUGUAUAAUAAACUUUCUGUUAAGUUUA
This is a messenger RNA of Lytechinus pictus (painted urchin), 3934 nucleotides long. RefSeq names its product la-related protein 7-like. The record is from RefSeq and is a predicted model, not a curated record. The transcript is spliced from 10 exons. Gene Ontology annotation, biological process: RNA processing. Bases 133 to 2034 code for a protein of 633 amino acids. Gene Ontology annotation, molecular function: RNA binding. Lineage: Eukaryota; Metazoa; Echinodermata; Echinoidea; Temnopleuroida; Toxopneustidae. Gene Ontology annotation, cellular component: nucleus; ribonucleoprotein complex.